Molecule: messenger RNA, 8256 nt
Organism: Pleuronectes platessa (European plaice)
Lineage: Eukaryota; Metazoa; Chordata; Actinopteri; Pleuronectiformes; Pleuronectidae
Gene: arhgap23a
Product: Rho GTPase activating protein 23a
Exons: 24
Coding region: 204-5606 (1800 amino acids)
Biological process (GO): signal transduction
Molecular function (GO): protein binding
Source: RefSeq, a predicted model, not a curated record
GAGGGGAGGGGAGUGAACGCCCCGAAACAACGGGAGCAGAGUGGGGUUUUUUUUUUAGGAGGAAGGAAGCUGGAGAAGAGUUGAACAUAUAAAGUUUUGCGCACAGUUACGCACACUCCUAGACCGCCUCCGUCGCCGCUUUAGCGCAGCGACAGAUCUGCCUCUCUCCUUGUCGCAGCCGAACAGUUUGUGCUGUCCAAUGAAUGGAGUUGCUUUUUGCCUUGUUGGAAUACCACCCUACUCUGAGAACCACGCAAAGCGCAGCAUAUCCAGAGGGUACGGUCUCUGUGAGGAUGUCGGCCGGUCGAGUUGAUACUUGUCCUCGCCGUGCGGCAGGUGAAACCAGUCUAACCUCACUGGUAACGGAUGUGCUGAGUUUUUCUUCCCAACGGCGACGAGCACUGGAGGGAAAAGUCGUCGGCAACAACAUGGUCACCUGUCUGCCGCUCUCCCGUGUAUCCUGGACACCUGGCUGUUUGGCUAAGGGUCGGAGGGAUGGUCUCUCCUCAGCCGGUGACAACCCUCGGCCGCCGAUGGCGACCCGGUCGGGAAGGGAGGGGGUCGGCAUGGGCUGGAAGGGUCCCCGGACGCUGGUCCUCCGCAAGAACUCCCAGGGUUUUGGGUUCACGCUGCGCCACUUCAUCGUUUACCCUCCAGAGUCCACCCUGCACACCAACCUCAAGGAUGAGGAGAAUGGAAAUGGAAAGGGGUAUCAGAAAGGUCGCCUGGAGCCGAUGGACACCAUAUUUGUGAAGAACGUGCGGGAGAAAGGUCCGGCCCACCAGGCGGGCUUAUGCACAGGGGAUCGGCUGGUGAAAGUGAACGGCGAGAGUGUUUUAGGGAAGACGUACUCGCAGGUGAUCGCCCUCAUUCAGAACAGUGAGAGCGUGCUGGAGCUCUCCAUCAUGCCAAAAGAUGAAGAUGUGCUUCAGUUGGUAAGUGCGUACUCCCAGGAUGCCUACCUGACAGGCAACGAAUCCUAUUCAGGGGGAGCUGAGCACCUCCCACCCCCACCGCCCCUCUGUUACCCACGCACCAAGACCACCACCCCUGCUGGAGCCCCUCCACCUACGCCCAUGGGCCAGAACCAGCUGGAUAACUGGAGUCGCUGGCCAGGCUCUUCCAGCCCCUCUUCACCCCUGGAUAACCACUCGGCUUUGGGCAGCCCCGCCAGCUGGCAGGAGGGGCGGGCGGGAGAGCCUGGAGGUGUGGGUCACAGCAGCCCAGCCCACCGCACAGAGGAGAUCCAGUAUGGUAUGACCAGCAAGCAGCCUCAGGGCCAGACCAGGGGGCGCUCUUACUCUUCCUCUUCCUCGUCAGGAGGCCCCUUGUCCAGCCCGCUCCAAGUCCACUACCCCAACCACCACGCUGUCAGUCCCCCUCAGCCCCAACCACGGAAGUCCAGCUCGGCCUGGACCAGUCCUCCCCUGCCACAGCUCAGCCACGGUCAAAACGAGCGCUGCCAGCAGGCGCUCACUGACUGGUUCUACAGCCAGCGGCCUGAGCACUCAGGACGCUGCAUGCAGACGCGCCACCGCAGCUACUCUCAGGACCGACUCAGUGAAACAAGGAGGCAGCAGCAGCGGUCAGGUGGCUGGCCGCACAGUGCCUCCCAGGACACUCUGCUGUUAUUGCAGCAGCAGUCAGGACCAGGACCCCACGGAGAGCCGUGCUGGUCAUAUGGAGACUGGGAGGGGGGCCCGGGUAGGGGUCCCCCUGGCACUAACUAUACUCGAACUCGCUCGGAAAACCUUCUGGCCCAGUACGAUCGCCAUGGCCGCUCGUUAGAGAUGCUGGACCGAACAGCAGCUGGAGUGGUCUCACCUCGGUUUGAGAGGCCGUCAUGGCACCAACAGGCUCCACAGCCGCCCCCCAGGACUGAUGCUUACCCAAGACAGGGGGGACAUUUUGUUGCGUCACAAGCUCCUCUGGUACCACGACACACACAGUCACAUUCUAAACACCACCCACAGCCACAUACCCAGGCCCACUUGCAGCCCCAGGCCCAACAAGCUGCCCCCCAGACCAGGCGGCUCCCCACUGGGCAGAGCAUGGACGACCAGCCGGUGGGCUACCGCAGCUACAGCCCCUCUUUUUACCGCAAGACAGGCCGCAUCAUGCAGCAAGCCCACUCUUUCAGGGACCCCUCAUACUCUGGCCCUCACUUGAACUGGAACUCAACACCUAAAACCAGCCCCCCAGAGGUCACAGCGGCACCCAUCACCUCCUCUACGGCCUCUCCCCUUGCCUCCGCCACUCCCGAAUCCCAGGAUAGAGCUUACAGGCCGACGAACCACGAGAGGGAACGAGGGUCGGUGGAGGGGGAGACGGAGGUGGUGCCACAGACCCAGGAAGUUGUGUUGAGGCAGAAACCUCCGACCGGGCGGAGGAACGCCCACGGCUUGCGUCAUCCCCACUACGCACUGCCCAUGGACGGGCUGGAACCCUCUUUGUUUUCCACAGAUCCUCAGGACCCCGCUCCUGGUUCCUCAGGAGACGUGGCCCCGCGCAAACCAAACGGCAACCUCGCCCCGCUCUCCAUAGAGGAUGACUCUCUGGCCUCCAUCCCCUUCAUUGGCAGUAUUAAAUCCAGUCGCCGUUCCUCCUAUCUUCUAGCCAUCACCACGGAGCGCUCCAAGUCAUGCGACGAAGGACUCAACACGUUCAGGGAGGAAGGCCGGGUCUUCUCGAGGCUACCAAAGAGAGUGAAGAGUUUCUUCACCGACGGGUCACUGGACAACCUAGGGACAGCAGAGGAGGUUCGAUCUAAACGUCACUCCACCUCCGAGCUGGGAAACAUCACCUACAGCGACGUGCGGCGAGAAGGAUGGCUGCACUACAAACAGAUCCUCACCGAGAAGGGCAAGAAGGUGGGCAGCGGCAUGCGUCCGUGGAAGCGAGUCUUUUCGAUACUUCGCUCCCAUUCGCUGUUCCUCUACAAGGACAAGAGGGAGGCGGUGCUCCGCGGGGCCACGAUCGGGGGCUCGGCGGAGGACGACCAGCCUAUCAGCAUCCGGGGCUGCCUGGUGGACAUCGCAUACAGUGAGACCAAACGAAAACACGCCCUGCGACUGACCACGCAGGACUUCUGUGAGUACCUGCUGCAGGCGGAGGACCGGGAGGAAAUGCUGGACUGGAUAAAGGUCAUCAGGGAAAACAGCAAGACAGACAGCGAGGAGCUUGGAUUUUCCAGACAGGCCCUCAUCAAUAAAAAACUGAAUGAUUACAGAAAACAAACUCCGACAGGCAGCAAGCCAGACUCGUCUCCCAGGAUGGCUCGCAUGAAGCCUCCCUUCCUGCUCAACAAGACGGAGAACGCCGCCGCAGCGCCACGCUCCCCCAAACAAGAUGGCAAAGAUGAGAGCAGCCCGCCAAAGUCUCCGUGGGGCAUCAACAUCAUGAAGAAAACAAAGAAGGCCGGGCCCAAAGCUUUCGGUGUGAGGCUGGAGGAUUGUCAGCCGGGUGUAAUUAACAAGUUCAUCCCAUUGAUCGUGGAGAUCUGCUGCGGCCUGGUGGAGGAGAUGGGUCUGGAAUACACCGGAAUCUACAGGGUCCCAGGGAAUAACGCCGUCGUGUCGAUGCUUCAGGAUCAGCUCAACAAGGGCGAUCAGAUCAACCCUGCAGAGGAGAAGUGGCAGGACUUGAACGUCGUCAGCAGUUUACUCAAAUCCUUCUUCAGGAAACUCCCGGAGCCGCUCUUCACCAACGACAAGUACAACGACUUUAUCGAUGCCAAUCGGAUGGACAAUGCAACUGACAGAUUAAAGACUAUGAAGAAACUGAUCCGAGACCUUCCUGAUUAUUAUUUCCACACUCUGAAGUUCCUGGUUGGUCACCUGAAGACGGUGGCAGACAGCGCAGAUAAAAACAAGAUGGAGCCUCGUAACCUGGCGCUGGUGUUCGGGCCGACGCUGGUUCGGACGUCUGAGGACAACAUGAAAGACAUGGUCACACACAUGCCUGACCGCUACAAGAUAGUCGAGACGCUCAUCCAGCAUUACAUCUGGUUUUUCACUGACGAACUAGACAAGGACGAAAAGACGCCUGUGGACACGGAGGACGUGCAGCCUGUCCCCAACAUCGACCACCUGCUGCCCAACAUCGGCAGGACCGCUCUGCUCGGAGAGGCCUCAGACUCAACCAACAGUGACUCAGCUAAAUCGAAGGGGUCGUGGGGGUCAAAGAAGGACCUCACAGCAAAGGAUUUCCUGACUCUGUCCAUCAUGUCAGCUGUAUCAGGCCGCAAGCGCAGAAAGCGGCAUAACGGCCGCCGCGUGGGCAGCAGCACCGACGACGACUCAGAGCACGAGCCAAUCAAAGCCGGACAUCUAGGGGCAGAGGAGGGAGAGGAGGCGGCGUCUCCUGCAGGGGACACUGCUCCUCGGGCAGAGGCAGAGGAAGAUGACGAUGAUGAGGAAGAAGAAGAAGAGGAAGAUGAGGAAGUUGUAGAAUGCGGAGUGAAAGCGGAGGUAGAACAAGAGGUGGUGGCGGUUAUUCCCAGUCGGCCGUGCUGCAAAGAGGAAGAGGAUGCAGGAGGAAGACAGGCAGUGAUACUGCUGCAGGAGGAGGAGGCCAGGGCAGAGGUUAAAGGGCCGGCAUGGCGAUCGCCGGAGGAUGCACGCUCCAUUGUUUCCGGUUACUCCACCCUCUCCACCUUAGGGCGCAGCCUGGGGUCCGAGGGGAGGGGGGACGAUGCUGAUGACGAGAACAGCGAGCUGGUGAGCGAGACGGACAACGAGAGCGGCUUUGCCUCGCGCUCCCUCACCCAGGAGAGACCCGACAAACACGCAAACACACCCGUGAACACACAACCACCAGCAGCCCAGCGCAGCUUCCUCUACACACACUACAAGCCCCCGGUUCUCUCACCAACAAACCUGCUCGCCCCGCCCACACCGCUCACACAUACACCAGACUCUGCGGAGAGGAGUGAAGGAGGAGCGCGUUCCACCACGCCCUCGUCCUCCUCCUUCUCCUCCUCCUCCACCACUCACAGACUGCACUCGCGGCCUUCCUUUAACUCCCACAAGCUGAUCCAGUGUGACACUCUUGCCAGGAAGAAGAUGAAGUCGGAGAAGUCAAAGGCUCGCUCCCUGGACAUGACGGAGCUGGCCGAGGCCUCCGCCCAGGGCGACGGGGCCGGCUCUGGGUCGGACGGUGCGCCCAGAUUGAGGAGGGAUACAACCAGAACCAACCCCUCCUCAGGCAGCAGUCAAGAGAGCCUGCGCCCGGCCCGGCCCAAAACUGCUCUGCCGCCCUGCGAGGCCGCCUCCUUCACCCCGACCGGCCCUGGCGGCAGGUCCCUGGCUGAGCAGGUUCGCGCUCGCCUGCUGGGAUCCGCCGACGACCUGCGCAGCGUGGGACUGCGAAAACCGCUCUCACCUGAGACGCGGAGGAAGAGACGGGCCUGGCGCAGACACACCGUGGUGGCCUCCCCGACUGAGACGUCUGACAAGAGACCCACUAUGAUUUUCAAUGACUUUCCCCUGUCUCCUAUCAAUCAAAACCAGGUCAAAUCACCAGGGCUGCCUCGGGAUGCAGACGUUCUCGAACAAGAACCUGCUGCACGUCAAGUACCCACCUCAAGAUUCCACCAGUACCUGUGAGCCUUGCCAGGUAACACCAACCUCCACUCCAAGAAAAGGCUUCUGGGGGGCUGGGGCCCAGCCAAGCUGCAGACCCCCCCCCCUGCAGGUCAUUAGACCCCAGCAGCAGCGUGAACAGUGUUGUGGUUAGUUGCCCGGUGCAACACGGUGAACCAAUGAAACGGUCCGUCAGAGCAGCCCACCCUUUUUCUUUUUGAUAAGCUCCGUUUGCAUGGCGAGGGGCAUUCGGGUGUUGCCAAAGCUUUUGUUUUCUCUCUUUCCUAUAUGUGUGCUUUUAUAGAAAAUAAACAGGAACAGGGCAGAGACACAAACAGACCUCAUCACAAUCAAUGUCACAGCCAAGAAUUCUCAUGUGAGCAACCACCGAGCGUCCUUCCCGUCUUCUCUUCCUUCCAGCCUGGCUCACAGACGUAAACAUAGGGUUAAAACCCCUUCAAGGGACCAGAGGAGGGUUCGGAAACGCGACCUUCCUGUGUCUCUUGAGAAAAAUGGUGCUUCUUAUCAAGUGGAAUUACAAAAUUUCUCCCAAACAAACGUCUGUGAGCCAGAAGAAUUAAUAGUCAGGUUAAAACAAUUUCAAGAGGGAUGUCAAUUGAUCUUUUCAUAUCAGUCUUCCUUAUCUGUUACUCCCCAGACCACACACACUGUUAAUCUCCAAACUACACACACAUUAGGUCAGAGACACAAAGUACACUCCUCUCUCUCUCUCUCUCUCUCUCUCUCUCUCUCUCUCUCUCUCUCUCUCUCUCUCUCUCUCUCUCUCUCUCUCUCUCUCUCUCUAUGUGUUUAUAAUGUUUUUGCGCAACAAUAUUCGUGAUGAUGUCCGAGCGUGCAGGUGUUUGUGUGGAACAAUUUUGUAACAUUUGUACAAAGCCUUGUUAAGUUAACCUUGUAAAUAUAAAUAUUAUGUUAUCAAAUUUGUUUUCACUUUUUUUAGUUCUUUUUUUAUGGUUUACAAAACAAAACGUGCGUACAAAGUGCACAGUCAUUUCUUUCAAGAUGUUACUUGAAAAUGUUUCCCUUAAUAUAUAAUUUUUUUGUUUUAUAUUCUCUCUAUAUAUAUAUUAUAUAUAUAUAUAUUUUGUAUUAAAGUGAAAAAAGUACUUUUAUUGUGAUUUCACCUCUUGGGUGUACCUGUUCCAAGGAGACGAGAUAAACACGACUAACCCUGUUCCUUAUUUCCUCAUUGAUGGCCUUUCUCUCUGACUCUCAGCACUGCAGACAACUUUUAUCUUGAUUAAGUCUUAGAAAUAAGUUUAUCUGGGGACUUUAUAUUCAGCAGUGUUGCAUCAACAUGUAGCAAGAUAAAAACAAUGUAAUCUGUUAAUUAUUACACCAUAUUGGACAGUUUGCAGGCAGCUCAGAGCCACACUGUGACAACUGACCUCAUUAUUUGUUUUUGAUAUUCGUGUCUGGGUUUACUGAGCAUUGCCUUCACUGAUCUGCUCAUAUAUACUGAGCUCGAGACAAAGUAUAUCCCCUCUUGUGAUAAAAGCCGGAGGGGAGGCCUGGCCGUGUUUAACAGACUGUUAAAAUAUUAUGUGGUGCGUAGAAACGGCUACAUUUUCACUGUGUUUCAUCACAUCCCCUCUGAGGGUUCGUCCGUCUGCACUUUUAUUACAUUGAGGUUAGAUGACCGGGGACUUUUCCACAAGGUCAGGCUCUAAUAAAUCCUCCCUGACUGUGGAAGCGGUGCAUUCGAGGAAAUGAACACAGAACACCUGCUAACAAUCUUAUAGCCUUUAUCCCUCGUUUCAGAGCCUACGUGCCAACAGAAAACAACACAAGCAGGAGGCACAGCUCCCAAAGUCACCAGAGUCUCGCUUGUUUUCAUCAGACCAAAAGAAAAAACCCCAGUGAAAACUAAAAUAAUAAUAAUGAUAAUAAUAAUAAUGAUAAGUUAUAGUCUUGUCUUACCUCAAGAUAUUUUCGACAAGUGCCUGAUUGUUUCUGGAAUGUGUUUUCUUUCUGCAGUGCCAUGCUCAGUUCCUAUCUGUCCGUUUGCUUUUGUUGUGUCCGGCUCUCCUCCCUCCUCUCCUGUGGUGGACGGUUUCACUGAGGCACCGACCCAAAGAAUAUGUGCAUCAAAUACAAGCGGUCUUACUGAGAGGAAAUUUAAAAGGAAGAAGCACACUUCACGCCAAGGACAUGUCUAUGCACUCUCUUUGUCUUUAACACAGGCAUCACACAGCUAUUGCUGAUGCUGCUCAGAGGGAGGAGGUGUGGUUUUCUCUCAGCCGCUGUUUCCCUUAACAAACUGAGGCUCUCUCUUUGCCCAGUGAUCCACAGUGUGUGAAUAUGGUACACCUAACAGAAACUCCCUUAGGUCAGAACAGACAACAUCCCAUCGUCCUACAGACGAACCAACAGAACACUUCAUCAACUCAGCUGGUGUGUGUUGUCUGAACUGUGAUCCCCCUCAUGUCUCCUUGUGUUUUUAAAAUAUUUUGUACAUACUAUCUUCAUAUGUAACAUACUGUAUUGUGUACAUUUGGAAUUGCUUUUUGAGUAUAACUAAUAUGAAAAUGACUGGACUUUUUAAAUAAAAGGUUGUCCGCCUGAAACCAUUUCCCCUCAUGGCUGUGUGCUUUAAAGCAAGGUUAUAUGAUGUAAAUAAACAGAACUAUGUUUAAAAAAAAAGAAAAGAUAA